AUGUAUUUUUAUAUAUUGUUUAUUUUCAUUCAUUCUCAAGGCUUUGAAUUAUUCAUUGAAAAAGACAAGUAAUAUUUAAUAGCAAAUGAGAAUAAAACUGAUAUAAGAUUUAAACAAGAAUCUUUGGAACAAUCUCAAUGUCAUCCUGCAAAAUUGUAUUUAGAAAAUUCAAAUGAAAAACAUACUAAAUUUAUAUUCAAUAACAAUUAAUAAGAUUAGAUUACUGUUGUAAUGCAUCCUUUAGUAUAUGAUACAGAAGUACUUAACAUAUUACAAAAUUCUAAUAAGAAACCAUAUUAAUUAGAGCCAAAUUCUUAAGAAUAAUUAAUAAUUACAUAUGAAUGUAAAGCAAAUAAAGAAUAAGUUUCGUGGAGUUUAAUAAUAUUAGAUUUUACAGUAUUUGUUAAUUAGAAUCAUUCUUAAUCUUAUUCAAUUUAAUUUUAUAAAUAAUGCCAAUAGACAGAACUAUAUUUACAUCCAUUAAUUAUGUUAUUAAUUUUAGCAGUAUCUUUAUUAAUAAUAGGCACAAAUUAUGGAUUAUAAGAAAUUAAAAUGAUUGAGUCAAUAAAGACUGAAGAAUUUAAUGCAAAAACAUCUGUGUUCUUUAUAUUAUCUGCAAGUGUUUUAUUAUUUUGUUUAUAUAAAUUUCCAUCAAUUGGAUAAUUGUAAAAUACAAUAUAAAUAUUAGAGUAUUGAGUAUAGUAAUAUUCUUUAUGGCAAUUUUGAGUAUUUAGAUAAUAAUAGAAGAUUAAUUGUAAAAGAUGUUAGGAAAAAAUAUAUUAUUGAAGAUAAGUUCAUAUUUUAUUAGUUUUUUGAUUGUAUUUUCAUACUUUUAUACUAAACAUUGGAUAAUAAAUAAUAUAGUAGCAUUUUUAAUUACACUUUUAAUGUUCAAAGUAAAAAUAAAAUUAAAAUUUAGAUAAUAGAAAUUGAUAGUUUUAAAACUGCUACAUUGUUAUUGACUUUAGCAUUCUUUUAUGAUAUAUUUUGGGUAUUUAUAAGUCCUUAUUUUUUUGGAACAUCUGUUAUGGCAUAAGUUGCUACAUCAAUAGAUUUACCAAUGAAAUUUAUAUGUCCACCUUUAAUGAAAUCAUAUAAUUCUCCUUUAAUGAGAUGUUCCAUACUUGGUUUAGGUGAUAUUCUAUUACCAGGAAUAGUUGUUAAAUACAUUCUAAAAUUUGAAAAUAUGAUAAAUAAAGGAUAUUGUAUGUAUAUUACAUCAAUAAUUGGAUAUUGUAUUGGAUUAUUAGUUUGUAUGCUUUCUUUGGUGAUAUAUUAAUAAGCAUAACCAGCCCUAUUAUAUUUAGUUCCUAUGAUAUUAAUACCUGUUUUGAUAAUGAGUGUCAUAAGAAAAUAAUUUUAUUCAUUAUGGAAAGGAUAGAUAUUUAAAUCAUAGAAAUCAGCUGGAGUUUAUGAGUUGCAAUAGAGUGAAUAAGUUUGA
Paramecium primaurelia is the source of this 1441-nucleotide messenger RNA. NCBI's taxonomy places the organism in Eukaryota, Ciliophora, Oligohymenophorea, Peniculida, Parameciidae. The record is from the annotation of a GenBank genome assembly.